AUGGGUAAUUCUGAAUUUUAGAAAUAAGAAACUGUAUACGAAGCUAGAAGAGUUUCAACAAAGCUGCAUCAUUCAUCAGGAAUUGAUAUUAGUUCUGGAGGUUAUUUUAAACAUGAAGGGGUGAUAGUUAGAACAUAAUAAGGUAAUAGAUAUCUAAUCCAUCAUCCUGGUCUAAUUUCAACUGUUACUGUGACAGAUGAUUUUCAGGAUAGAGAAUGGGAGACAAAAGAAAUUAUAAAAGUUAAAGGUACUCCAACAGUGGAUGAAGUAAAGGAAAGCGCUGAUGGCCUAACAAAUCUUCCAGUUGUAAAUUAUCUAACAGCACUUACUUGCAUUGGAGCUGCAUCAAGAGCAUAAGAAACUUUAGAAGGAAAAUAACCUAUAAUCAGUAAAGGACAAACAUUAGGUCUUAUAACAACAGUCUUUUUAACAUUUUGUCAAUGA
Messenger RNA from Paramecium sonneborni, 444 nucleotides. NCBI's taxonomy places the organism in Eukaryota, Ciliophora, Oligohymenophorea, Peniculida, Parameciidae. The record is from the annotation of a GenBank genome assembly.